ACUCAAGCAUCUUAGCAUCAUCAACUUGUAGUGUUAUCACUCGGACACUCACUCGAGUCACUCCCAAUGCUACUCCAAAGAUGAUACCACAUCUCACCAUUACCUCCCUUUCCCACCACCCUUCACCCUUGUUCAUCCCUCUCUCACCUCCCCCUAAACCCUCGCAAACCCCUGCAUAUUCUCUCUCCUCCGCCCCCACCGCCGAUACCGGCCUCCAAUUCCGCCGGAAACUCAUCUACCUCGAAUCCCUAAACGUCAAUUCCCUCAAAGCCCUCCGCCAAAACCCCCAAUUUCGUUCUUCCUCUCUUGAAACCCUAAAAUCCGUCGAAAAUUGUCUCCUUUCUUUCGGAAUUCCUCGUUAUUCACUUGGCCGGAUUCUUGACAUGUACCCUCAACUCCUCACCUUCGAUCCCCACCUCAAUCUUUACCCAAUUUUCGAUUUUCUCAUUAAUGAGCUUCAAUUACCCUUUCCUGACGUCAGCAAAGCCAUUAUCCGUUGCCCUAGAUUGCUCGUUUCUAGUGUUGAUCUUCAAUUGCGUCCCACUUUUUUGUUUUUGCGGAAAUUAGGCUUUGUGGGUGAGGAUAAAAUCGAUUGUCAUACCUCUGUUUUGUUGGUUUCCAGUGUUGAAAAUACCCUAAUUCCUAAAAUGGAGUUUUUGGAAAGUUUAGGGUUUUUGGAAUUUGAGGUGGUUAAUAUGGUACUCAGGUCACCUGGGCUGCUAACUUAUAGUAUUGAGAAUAAUUUUAAGCCGAAAGUUGAGUACUUUGUGAAGGAAAUGAAGAGGGAUUUGAAGGAAAUUAAGCAGUUUCCGCAGUAUUUUUCGUUUAGUUUGGAAGGGAAGAUAAAGCCGCGGCAUCGAUUGUUGGUGGAGCAUGGGUUUUCAAUGCCGCUUAGGGAUAUGCUGAAGGUUAGCGAUGGCGAAUUCAAUGUUCGGUUGCUUCGGAUGAGAUUGCAGCUUAUUAAACAGUUGUAGUAAGUUGCAUUCCCUUUUUUUGUACAUUGUACUUAUAGAAUCAUAGUUAGACAUAUGUUGAUUUAUGUGUGGUAUGGUUUUUUGUAUAUUUUGCCUCGAUUAGAAAGUUUUUCUUUGUAAAAUUGUAGCAAAUGAUUGGAGCAAUGGCAGAAAUGCAAUAUUUGUGUAUCAACAUGCUUUGUAUAUUGUAAUUGUCCUUACAUAUUACAUUGAGUGAUGGUGAUAUACACGAAUUCCUGGGUGUAUGAUUCGGGUGAAUAAUGUAUGUAUGUUAAUUAAUCUUGUUUCUUUGUUUGACAUCAUGGAUUAA
This is a messenger RNA of Chenopodium quinoa (quinoa), 1284 nucleotides long. Its product is annotated as transcription termination factor MTEF1, chloroplastic-like. The transcript has a single exon. The record is from RefSeq and is a predicted model, not a curated record. Gene Ontology annotation, biological process: regulation of DNA-templated transcription. Gene Ontology annotation, molecular function: double-stranded DNA binding. NCBI's taxonomy places the organism in Eukaryota, Viridiplantae, Streptophyta, Magnoliopsida, Caryophyllales, Amaranthaceae. Bases 81 to 974 code for a protein of 297 amino acids.